Carica papaya (papaya) is the source of this 1593-nucleotide messenger RNA. The record is from RefSeq and is a predicted model, not a curated record. Lineage: Eukaryota; Viridiplantae; Streptophyta; Magnoliopsida; Brassicales; Caricaceae.
AAUUAACUCUUCAUCUUCAGUCUUCACGUUCAAAUCAACCGUCUCUACUGUCCAGCAAGAAAAACCAAAAAUCAGCCAUGUCUUCUCUCUCCCUCGCAUUCAAUAGUUUCGCCAUAUGUCCAAAAAUCCAUCCCACAUCAACUCUCCUGCGACCCAAAACACCCAUCACUCUAUCAUCUUCUACCUCCAAACUCCGUUAUUUACCUACGAUCAGAUGUGCUCGCCAGAGUCCUGAUAUCCUUCCUGUUGAUCCAGUAAUAAAACCUAGAUUGGAACUCUUCCUGUCAACUGCAGCAAGCUUGUAUCCUCUCUAUGUCACUGCGGGAGGACUCCUUGCUUGCUGGAAACCUUCAGCUUUUGAUUGGUUCGUGCAGGGAGCGCCACUCUCGUACAGUCUGUCACUUGGGUUUAUUAUGUUGACCAUGGGACUCACAUUGGAGCUCAAGGAUUUUUUUCAACUGUUCGUGGAUAGACCUUUCUCUAUACUUUUUGGAUGCUUCGCGCAAUAUGCCAUUAUGCCAUUGUUUGGGGCGCUUAUCAGCAAGAUUUUGGGGCUUCCGCCAUCACUUUCUGUUGGAUUGAUAUUGCUUGGAUGUUGCCCAGGAGUAUUACAGGUGACCUUAAUUGCUCAAGGAGAUGUUCCACUAUCUAUUGUAAUGACAGUUUGCACUACCCUCGGAGCAGUAGUUCUCACUCCUCUUUUGACAAAGAUUCUGGCAGGAGCUUAUGUUCCUGUUGAUGCCAUUAAGCUCUCCAUCAGCACAAUGCAGGUGGUGGUUGCUCCAAUUCUGUUAGGUUCCUAUCUACAGAGAAAGUUUCCUGUAACCGUGAACAUUAUAACACCUUUUGCACCAUUAGUGGCUGUCUUAUCCUCAUCACUUCUUGCAUGCAGUGUAUUCUCAGAAAAUGUUGUUCGUCUCAAAUCUUCAGUUCUUGCUGCACCAUUCUCAUCUGGUCUCGGUCCUAUUCAUCGCAUUCAAUUGAUAUUUUCUGGAGAAUUAGGUCGCAUAAUACUUUCUGUGCUUCUGCUACAUUUUGCUGGUUUUUUUGUUGGGUACAUUUCAGCAGCUAUUUGUGGGUUUAAGGAACGUCAACGCCGGUCGAUAUCAAUUGAGGUUGGUAUGCAGAACUCUUCAUUGGGUGUCGUUUUAGCUACAAGUCAUUUCUCUUCACCGAUGGUUGCACUACCGCCAGCCAUGUCUGCUGUGAUCAUGAACAUCAUGGGUAGCAGUCUAGGGUUCUUCUGGAGAUAUGUUGAUCCUUCUGAUCCAAGCACUCCUGAGGUUGAUGACCGGUGACCCUGACACUGACUUUUGUGUUGGGUCCUUAAAAAGCAAGAUUUAUUUAAUCUUAGUGAGAUAUUCUUUGGAAAUAUUUCUAUUCCGUGUAACAUGUAAAACUGAUGUGGAAUGAAAAUGAGAUCGUUUCAUGAGUUGUAAAGAAAGGAUUGGUUGAGUUAGUGAUCAAGAAGGGUUUCUUGUAUUUAUUUCAUUAUAAUCAGGGUUCUCUUCCAUUCAGUUAGAUCAUAAGAAAUACUUAAAAUGUAUUAUGUGAAUGCACAUCCAAGCAGCAAUGCAUUGUGAGGUGGGGAAA